GUAUAAAAUCAUCACAGAGAAGCCGUCAGGAACCGUCUCUGGGCAGCAGAAGUUUGAGAACGGGAAGAUUGAGUGGAGCACAGAGAUGCCUGUCUCCUGCAACCUGUCCAAGGGCCUCCAGAGCUUGCUAACCCCAGUCCUAGCCAACAUCUUGGAGGCUGACCAGGAGAAGUGUUGGGGCUUUGACCAGUUCUUUGCUGAGACCAGUGAUAUCCUGCAUCGUACCGUGGUGUUGGUCUUCAGUCUACAGCAGGCUACUCUCCACUACAUCUACAUCCACCAGUACAAUACGGCGACUCUCUUCCAGGAGCUGUUGUCUCGUCGGUGCAGUAUCCCGGUCCACAACCAGGAGCUCCUGUACGAGGGGCGACGCCUACAGCUUGAGCCCAACCGCCAAGCCCAGACCUUCCCACGGACCUCCAGAGACAAUCCCAUCAUGCUGCUCAGCAGAGAGUCCGUAGCUACAGUGGGGCUCAUCUUCGAGGACCCGAGUCCUCCUAAAGUCCAGCCUCGCUACGAUCUGGACCUGGAUGCUAGCUAUGCCAAGACGUUUGCAGGAGACGUGGGCCACCUGUGGAAGACCUCAGACUCCCUGUUGGUUUGUCAGGAGCUGGUCAGGAAGGGAGUCAGGGGACUGAUUGAGUUGAUGAAGGAGGACUACAGCGAGAUGGUACAUAAGAAGUCAGAGGUCAUCCACGUCUGUCACUACUGCGCUCAGAUCCUGGAGAGGACAGAGCAGCUGUACGAGGUGUUACUGCAGGCCAAUAUGUUGUCGUCGUCAGAAUACGAUGAGAUCUCAGACAUGAGGAAGAAAAUAGUCCUUAUCUCUAACUCCUUAGUCCCCAUGGAGCAGACGGUUCAGGACAUCAAGAGUAAGUUCCUGUCAGGUGGUGUUCUGACGGACAGCUGGACUCAAGCUGGAACACACCCUGAAGACAGGAAUGUUGAGAGGAUCAAGGUUCUCCUGGACUCCAUUACAGCCAUCUACCACCAGUUUAAGAAGGACAAGGCUGAGAGACGUCUGCCGUACAACGAGGAACAAAUACACAAAUUUGACAAACAGAAGCUGGUGUUCCAUGCCACCAAGGCCAGGUCUCUGUUUACAGAGGAGUGUGCCAUGAAGUACCGCCUCUUCAUCUCUAAGAGCGAGGAGUGGAUGAGGAAGGUGCAUCACGUGAGGAAGCAGCUGAUUGGUCUAACCAGCCAAUUCAACAGCGUGGAGAAAGAAGUUUCCAUGGUGAUGGAGAGAGUUAUUAAGAUACAGGAGCAGUUACCUGGUAAGGUGCUACCUCUGGCAUCCAGUGGUAUGGUGAAGCCUCAAGCCUACCUCAGCCAGAGCACCUUGGUAGAGAUGACCCUGGGGUGAGUUACUGUUCCUAACCUUUAACCCCUGACCUUACCUCAGCCAGACCACC
Messenger RNA from Oncorhynchus gorbuscha (pink salmon), 1415 nucleotides. RefSeq names its product TANK-binding kinase 1 (gene tbk1). Gene Ontology annotation, molecular function: protein serine/threonine kinase activity; protein binding; ATP binding. Gene Ontology annotation, cellular component: cytoplasm. The record is from RefSeq and is a predicted model, not a curated record. Gene Ontology annotation, biological process: peptidyl-serine phosphorylation. Lineage: Eukaryota; Metazoa; Chordata; Actinopteri; Salmoniformes; Salmonidae.